CUUCCACUCCCGCGGUGGAGGCCGCAUACCUCCUUAGGAUGCAGUGUAGACCUGUCCAUUGGCUGGCAGACACCGGUUGGUUCUUUUCAGUCCGAAACGACGGACGCCGGUGAGACCGCGAGGAUAGAGAGACACGGUCCUUUCCUCGGCUCUCUCUCUCUCUCUCCUCUUCGUCGUCCUUUUAGUUACCUUUUAGUUACCUGUCCGCAUGUGCGUCAUGCGGAUCCGACGUGGUUUCGCGUUCGAGUGAAUACGCGCAUCGUGGUGGCGGGAAUAUAGCACGUGCGGUGUCGUGACACGAUGAGGUGAUAACGCGUUGUGCUUGCCAGCGCGGGAUCUUGCAGUGACUUUGGAAGGUGACGAUGUGGACGAUUUUACUGCUACUGGUCUCCACGUGGUCUUCGUCAUGGGGUCAGGUGAUAAACAGGGCGCCCCACUUCAUUCAAGGCGGGGACAUGGCCAGGUUGGCCGUGUCGGAAGGCACACCAUCUGGUGCUCCUGUUUAUACUCUUCAGGGAGAAGAUCCCGAAGGCUCCAGACUGCAUUACUCCAUCAGUGGCGAGUACUUCACCGUGGACAGGGAGACUGGUGUUGUGAUCCUGAGGAAAGCUCUGGAUAGGGAAACGCAGGAUCUUAUCGAAGUCAUCAUUAGCAUAACGGACGAAGGUAUCGCCGGGUCGGAACCCAACACGGUGUCCCUUCGUCGUGAGAUAGCUGUACUCGACGAGAACGACAAUCCGCCGGUAUACCAUGGCCGGCCUUACGCGGCCAGAGUCCCGGAGAGCGCUCAGGUGGGAGGCUUGCUGCUUCCUUCGGGCACGAUCACGAUCACCGAUCGGGACGGUGGCGUAAACGCCGACGUGCAUGUGCAAUGCGUUGCGGCGUCGCGGGACGACGACGUCUGCGAGGUCUUCGACGUUUCCACCGAGAAACUCGCCGAGGGGAGAUACGAUGUGCAGAUUACGCUGGCGAAACCGUUGGAUUACGAGAGGAGAAAUUCGUACUUGAUCAAUCUGCUGGCGGUGGACGGAGCCAGCGACCCGCUGAAGCGGCUGCAGGCCCGAGCAACCGUUGCUGUCGACGUCCUCGAUGUUCAGGAUCAGCCACCCGUUUUCCUGAAUGCGCCCUACAGCGCGGCGCUUCCGGAAAACACCGCAGCUAGUCACACGGUCCUGAUGGUGCGAGCGCGCGACGGUGACACCGGCGAGCCGAGGAACCUGUUGCUGACGUUGGAGGACGAGGACGUAGGCCACUUCGACCUCGUGAUGUCCCGCGACGGCGAUGUCACGGUCGGCCGGUUGGUCACGACCAACAUAUCCCUGGAUCGUGAGGACCCCAGGAUACUGCAGAACGGCGGCAUUUACACCUUCCAAGUCAGAGCCACCGAGUUGAUCAACAAUGAGAUUCCGGCUGACUCCGCGACGUCGGUCGUGACAAUCGUAGUCACGGACGUGGACGAUCUCGUGCCGGUAUUCAACGAGGAUUUCUUCAGCAUCAAGAUCUCCGAGGAUAUUGGAAAGGACACUCCACUACCAGGUCUGAAUAUGAUUGUAAGCGACGGUGACGUGGGCGACAAUGCGAAGUAUUUCCUGGCACUGCGAGAUGUGCCGAGGUAUCCUGGAAUUAGCAAGGCAUUCACUGUCAGUCCUGAAGAGGCUCAGGGUCGUAUGCCGGUUGUGAUCAAGGCUAAGGACGUCAACGUUCUCGACUACGACGUGGACGAUCCCGCAAAGAGGGAACUCGAGUUCGAGGUCGUCGCGGUGGUGGCGAAUAGAGUGGUGGCCGUCUCCAGAGUGCACAUCCAGCUGUUGGAUGCCAACGACCACAGUCCCGAGUUCUCACAGUCGGUGUACAAAUUGUCAGUGACGGAAGACGCGGAACCUGGCACUCGUUUCGGCGACGUUUACGCGAGGGAUUACGACAGCGGCUCCUUCGGCAAGUUGACGUACACGCUACGUGGUUUCGGCGCGGACAAGUUCAGCACCGAUCCGCAGGUCGGUGGCAUAUCCGUGGCGAAGAAACUGGACUACGAGACGCAGAAGUCCUACUCAUUGACGAUGGAGGCGAGGGACGGCGGCGGCCGAGUCUCCGCCGUUAAUAUCCUCAUCGAGCUGGACGACGUCAACGACAACCAGCCGGUGUUCGAGCAGGCGGAGUACUCCAGGACAAUUCGCGAAGGCGCUACCAGCUUCGAUCCGCAACUAUUCGUCAGGGCGACUGACGUCGAUGGGCCGACUCAGGGAAACGGAAGAGUUCUCUAUUCGAUCAGCAGACACAACAGCAUGACGGACGACGUCUUCAAGGUCAAUUCGGUCUCGGGUGAAGUAACCAUGUCGAAGCCAGUUCGCUCCGGUGAUACUGAGAGAGGCAUUUACGAAUUGAUAAUCCGUGCUACGGACACUGGCACACCGCCAUUGUACUCCGAGGCGAAGGUUCUCGUUCGCGUUGGAGUGCCGGGUAACCAGAAACCCAUCUUCCGAGGAAACUACAAGUCGAACUUGCCGGGUCCCAGUACUUAUCGGGCGAGGCUCUUGGAGAACGCCGCUCCUGGAACGGAAGUUAUUCGGGUGGUCGCCAAUGAUCCCGACGGCAGAGACAAUCUGCUCCAAUAUUACAUCGCGUCUGGGUCCAAGGACAACUUUGUCAUUGACUCCAGCUCGGGCAUCAUAACUGUGUCACCUGAUGCUCGCUUGGACCUGGAGACCGGCGGUGACAAGUACGAGGUGAUCGUGUACGCCGUUGAUUCUGGCACACCCGUCAAAGAAACUGCCACUACUACCGUCACAGUGAACAUUAUAGACGUGAAUAAUAAGCCACCGACUUUCAAUGAGUCCACGUAUCAGAUUUACGUUUCGGAACGUGCAGCUAUUGGCGAACCUGUUUUGAAAGUGAUAGCAACUGAUCCCGACGCGGACGCCUAUCUUGAAUACUCUCUGGUGGAACCGAUACGAGCUGUUGACAAGACCGGCGUGGCAUUGAAAAGCACUGCCUCUUAUGAUUAUAAGACUGCUUUUCGCAUCAAUUCUACAAGCGGCUUAAUUACCGUGAACCAGGUGCUGGAUUAUCAAGUGGCCGCCGUCGUGAUAUUAACUGUGCAGGCGCAGGACUUGAACGCCUUCGUCAAUAAGGACGAGCAAGUGGCGAAGGUGGAGGUGACAAUUUACAUUCAAGCCUACAGCGACGACAAUCCGGCGUUCACCAAUCCUGGGUGGUCAGCGAACAAUCCGACGAUCAGAGUUACGGUUCCGGAGGAGCAGCCGUUGGGCACCACGCUGUUGAUGCUGUCGGCGAAAGAGCCGGUAACGGGAUACUCGAUCCAGAGGUUCGAGCUGGUGAGAGAGGACGACGACGAAGGCUACGUCAACGUCGGUGUUCAAAGCGGCAACGUAGUGCUGAACAAGAGGCUGGAUUACGAAGCGUUGAAUCAGAAGUUUAUUCGCUUCAAAGUGCGAGCGCUUGCCAGGGACUAUGAUAUAACGCGAAAGAUGUCGGAGGCCAACGUGAUCGUCGAGAUUCAGGAUACCAACGACAACAGUCCGAUCUUCAAUCAGAAGGACUACAAGAUUUCCGUGUUGGAGUCGGCGAAGUCCUCGAAGAUCGUACUGAAUGUGAUAGCGACUGAUAUGGACAGCUCCAGUACCGAAGAAGAGAUCAAAAGAGGAUACGGCGAAGUACGAUACUCUCUGACUGGCGAGAAUGCGAAUCUGUUCGAGGUGGACCCCAUAAUGGGCAACAUCCAGAUUGCCGCAAACACGACUCUCGACAGAGAGAGGCAGUCGGUCCUGCGUUUCUACGUCGUGGCGUCGGACGUGCCGCAAGGUGGAGCCGAACAACGAAGCAGUCGAGUUCUGGUGACAGUCGACGUCAUCGACGUUAAUGACAACGAGCCCAGCUUCGAGCAGGAAUCCUACACGGCGGUGAUCCCUGAAAACGCGCCGGUGGGAAUCAGCGUGGUGAACAUCACCGCUACUGAUCCCGACGAAGGCGAAGGCGGGACGAUCCACUAUGAGAUUGUCGACGAGGGUGAAGCUAACGGGCUGUUCAAAAUAAAUCACACGACUGGCGAGAUCUACUCGGCGCGAGCAUUGACGGGCAAAGGGAGGACUGAGCCCUACAACAUGCGAGUGCGAGCGCAAGACAACGGCGAGCCGGUCUUGUUCUCAGACGUGGAUCUGAUCUUGUACAUCGGCGACGUAGUGAGCAACGACGGCGUGCCGCUGUUCAUCCGGCCGACGUUGGAAGAGGUGGCCUACAUCUCCGAGAACUCCACCGUCGGCAGCCCGGUGUUCCAAGUGGUAGCGUCCGAUCCCGACGACCCGAACCUGCCGAAUGGCAGGAUCACCUUCCGCUUUCUGGAGGACGGUAAUUUUGGCAAAGACGCGAGCGCCUUCAGGAUCAACGGCGAGACCGGCUUGAUCAGCACCCGCAAGCUGCUCGAUCGCGAGGCCAAGGACAGCUACACGCUGAUCCUGGUGGCGCAGGACCUCGGCGACCCGCCGCAGCAGGCCACCAGAGUGCUGCAGGUGAUCGUAAACGACAUUGACGACCACAAGCCGCACUUCAAAAGGAGCCUGGACAGUCCGCCGAUCGAGCUGAGCGUGCUGGAGGAGACGCCGCUGGGUACGAAGGUCGGCGUGAUCGAGGCGAUCGAUGAGGACAUCGGCGAGAACGGAAUGAUCGACUACGAGAUCGUGUACGGGAACGAGGCGAGGUUGUUUUCGGUGCAGCGGCUCGAGAACAACUCCGCCGUCAUCAGGUCGAACGGCCGUCUGGAUCGAGAAACCGCGGAGUCCCACUUGCUGACCGUCAAGUGCUUCAAGUACACCUCGAGGCGAAUGGACAUAGUGCCGAAACCGUACAACAGACAGGAUCCCUCGGAGAGACAAGUGCUCGUCAGGGUGUUGGACGUCGAUGACAACAAGCCACGCUUCAAGAAGGACAACGUGACUCUGGGGGUUCGUUUGAACGUGCCUAUCGACACCAGCUUGAUUACUCUGGAGGCCGACGAUAUCGACUCCAGCGCGUUACCCAUCAACUACAACAUGAGCAAGGUCUCCUUCACGUCCUUGGUAGAUUCGUCCAUGUCGCAGAAGGAGAUCCCGUCGCAGUUGUCCUUGAACGUGCGCACCGGCGAGCUCAGGACGACCGGCUCGAUGGCGGGCUACGCGGACGGCUUCAUGGAGAUGAUCGUGUCGGCGAACAACUCGGCGACGCCGGGCCGAGAGACGAACAUCACCGUGAGAAUCUUCUUGCUGCGCGAUCGCGACAUGCUGAAGUUCGUGUUCUCGAAGCCGCCGGUCGAGGUGAGGAAGACGCUGGAGGACUUCGAGAGGGCGGUCCAGCAGGCACUCUCGCUUCCCAUCAGCGUCAACGUCUACGACACGCAGUUCUACUCCAAGGAGGACAACUCCUUGGACUUUUCGUCCACCAGCUCGUGCUUCCAGAUGGUCGGCAAGGAGUCCUACGACUUGGACGAGAUGAGAGUGCUGUUGACCGACCCGAAGAACGAGGAGCUGAAGAAGGUGUACAGCGCGUACCAUGUAGAGAAGGUGCAGCACUGCGCCGCGUUGGUAGCGCGUGCUGACGCCUCCAUGACACAGAUGUGGGUCCUGGCGAUCGCCGUCCUCGUCGGGAUCGCCACCAUCGUCUCCAGCUGCGCGCUGUGCUGCAUGCACGCAAAGUAUAAACGGCAGGUAAAGCAUGCGCGUUUGCGCGAUCAACCGCGACCGCCACUCAGUUACGUGUCUUCCGGCCCAGCAAUGGUCAGUGCUGGGUCUCACACGACUCUGGGUCCCGGUACAAUGGUGACACUGGGCCCGCACGAGGGCCCGUACGAAUGGGGAGCCGAGACGACGCUUUAUCAUCCAAGCACGCUGGGCUCCAGAACGUAGAACGGGAUGUAGAAAGAUCUGCGGAUCUAUGAGCUACGUCGACUCUUCUUUAACGAAAAUUCGUAUGAGAAAUUGAGAAAAAAUUAAUGAUUGAACGAUUGUGUUGCAACGAAGUUUUAUGUAGGGUUCAACUCGCUCGUUGCUUCUCUCGAGAUGUCCAUUGUCAAAAGUAAUGAGAAAGGAUGAAAUUGCUGAUGGAAGAAAAUCGACCAGAGACUUUCUGAGACGCGGUACCCUGACAGAGUUCUCUUUGAACCCAGUGAAUCUUGAAGACAACCAGUGCUCUCUGAUAUUAAGAGGUUGUAUCGGGAGAUACAACAGAACUGUCAACAGAACUGUGUAAUUUAUGAACUUGCAGUUGGGGAACGAAGCGAAUCGAUGGUGCUAUAUUUGUAAUAUAAAAAGUGCCGUGCUGUUAUAGAUGGGAGAUAUAUGAGACGUAUGCGAUGCGGAAGCUUGUGAAGUUUCCAAGGCUCACGUCAAAAUCUAUGAGGGACGCUUCCAGACUUGUCCUUAUAAGAGACGUUUAGAUAGCCAGUCCCGUUGAUGACGCGCGUGUAAUUGUUCUCACGUACGUCAUCGCUCGAUGUAAACAAGAUCUCGCUUUCUACCUGCCAUUCAGGCCGUCAAGGCACGAAUGGCUUAGCUCACAUGUCUCGGAUCAUCUUGAUUUGAUGGAUGAAAUUUCACGAACUUCCGCGUAGGCUGAUGAAGCAAUACACGGUUUGUAAAGUACAACUGUGUUCUUGUAAGUAAUUUUUUAUAGAUUUACUAACCGCGAGAUUGUAUAUUUUAUUUAGACGACGGUUCUGCGGUGUUAUUAUUGAACAAAAAACCGCACGCGCAAUUGUGUUGUAAUAUAAUACCGUAUUUAGGACGAAAUAAAAAAUUGUACAUUUCAUCGUAUUUAUAAACGACAAUAUAUGUAUAUCUAUAAGUGUGUCGUGUAAUUUAGUUUAGUCUUUUUUUGGAGAUUUUUUAUGUAUAUAUUACAUAGAAAUUAUUUUUCGAAUGAAUCAUCCAGGUAAGUAUAUGUGCCAAUAAAACUAUAAAUUGCAUAA
Messenger RNA from Odontomachus brunneus, 6952 nucleotides. RefSeq names its product cadherin-23 (gene Cad74A). The transcript is spliced from 14 exons. NCBI's taxonomy places the organism in Eukaryota, Metazoa, Arthropoda, Insecta, Hymenoptera, Formicidae. Gene Ontology annotation, biological process: homophilic cell-cell adhesion. The record is from RefSeq and is a predicted model, not a curated record. Gene Ontology annotation, cellular component: plasma membrane; cell-cell junction. Gene Ontology annotation, molecular function: calcium ion binding. Bases 363 to 5891 code for a protein of 1842 amino acids.